CCCACAGACACAGCUCAGCCCGCACCUGCACCCUGUGCACUAGCCGCUCCAUCUACAUGCCGGCCCGGUACGCCUGCAGCACCGCACGCGCCUCGCCCGUCCCAAGACGGCAGGUCCAUGCUCGCCGCGUGCUGCGUGCGGCAGGUCUGCUUGCUCGCAAGACACCGCACUGGGCCGUCGCAUGCUGCAGCGUGGCCGGCUGAGGCAGGUGCAGACCUUCUGCAUUGGGCACACCUGCUCGUCAAGCGUCUCGCCGGAGCGCUGGGCCAUGCACGAUGCGACAAUGCGGAUCGCUACGCCCACGUGCGUGGGACGCGUGACCUCCGGCAGGCCGGCACGCCUUCGAGCUCCUCCGGAAUGGAGGCUGAGGCGUCUGGCUCAGCGCCGUCGCAAAGAUUCAUGCUGGUAAUCCCACUUCAAGUCGAGUGCUCCUCGCGCGUGCGGACCCCGCAAUGGCAGUUCUUGCUGGAGCGUGGGCGCAUGCGCGUCAGGGCCGCCCUGCCAAGAAACGGGCGGCGCGGAGGCCGCGCGGCGCGGAGGCCGCGCGGCGCGAGAUGCACUCUGGAGACACUGACUCUCGCAGAGACCAUCUCAGCCUGCACGCCAGGCCUCCGCACUAGGCACAAGUGUCGUUGCGCAACGACGGCAAUGGCAGAUGGCAGCGCCCACACGGCGUUGAGCGAGAGGAGGAUGGACCGCCGGCGCGGCGCGUCUGCAAGGGGCCGUGCCUCCGCACGCGCCGCGCCAGCCGGCGGCGGUGCGGCGAUGAUGAUGCGUCCAGCGGAGGCGCAAGCAGCAGCAGAAGCAGCGCUCGGUCCUCUCCUCCUCUCCUGGAGAACGCAGCAGCCUUCUUGACGCAAGCCUCAAACACCUUCGUAUCGAUGAACGCACGGCACCUGCGCUCCCAGAAGUCGGAAGGCAGGCGGAAGCAAGCGCGGAGCAUGUGGUGGAUUAGGCUAGAACAGCUAGCAAUGAGCGACACAGCCGCAAGGCCGACCAGCGGCGUGCGACAACUUCUCAGCGUGCAAGGUGGGAUGCUGGUGCUGCGCAGCAAGGUGCUUCGAAUGUAAAGCCCGAGGCAAGCGUCCCGAGAUCGUGCGGGCUAUCAGAGAGCAGCAGCAAGCACCAGGCCGG
Molecule: messenger RNA, 1134 nt
Organism: Tilletiopsis washingtonensis
Lineage: Eukaryota; Fungi; Basidiomycota; Exobasidiomycetes; Entylomatales
Exons: 1
Coding region: 118-855 (245 amino acids)
Source: RefSeq, a predicted model, not a curated record